Molecule: messenger RNA, 1694 nt
Organism: Danaus plexippus (monarch butterfly)
Lineage: Eukaryota; Metazoa; Arthropoda; Insecta; Lepidoptera; Nymphalidae
Product: proton-coupled amino acid transporter-like protein pathetic
Exons: 8
Coding region: 307-1605 (432 amino acids)
Biological process (GO): amino acid transmembrane transport
Cellular component (GO): vacuolar membrane
Molecular function (GO): amino acid transmembrane transporter activity
Source: RefSeq, a predicted model, not a curated record
UCGCACAAAGAUCUUUGACCAUAUACCCGAUAUGUCAUUUUUAUAAAACAAAAGAGAAAAAAUUUUAAUAACAAAAAAUACGACACACCUAUUUAAUCCUUUCCAAGAUAUGUUAACAAUUCAUUACAACAAAAAGCAAAUAUCAGUUCAAGCAAAACAGCGAAACAGCGUGAUUGGCUUAUCAGUGAAUAAAAGGUAUCAAGUAAGGCUUACCCACAAUUAUGUAUAAUCCAUUAUGAUUGCGCAUAUAAGAAAUCACGAGCACUAUCUAUAGUUUGAACACAGCAGUGUCGUGUGUUUGUGACCAUGGAGAAAGAUAAACAAGAAUACAAUCCGUAUGAAAAUCGGACAGUUGAAAAACCAAGCUCGGACAUCCGAGCCACUGCGAAUAUUAUCAAAGCCUCUUUGGGUUCUGGGCUGCUGGCCGGACCCUUGGCCUUUUCAAACUCGGGCUGGGGAGUUGGACUUAUAGGCACGUUUGCAAUAGGAAUUAUUUGUGGUCACUGCGUUCACAUACUAGUCAAAACGUCCUAUGGAUGUUGCAAGUUGGAACGCAAACCACUCUUGGGAUACGCAGAGACCUGUAAAUCAGCCUUCGCAAAUGGCCCAAAAUUUAUACGCCCAUACGCCAGUGUGGCAAGCAUAUUUGCAGAACUGGCAAUGUUAUGUACGUAUGUAGGCGUUUGCUGUAUUUACACCGUCCUCAUAUCGGAUUCUAUAAAGCAGCUGAUUGAUAGAUACGUGCCAAGUUUGAACCUGUCCGUGGAAUAUUACUGUCUGAUCAUAUUGAUACCGCUAUGUUUACUAUGUCAAGUCAGAUAUUUGAAAUGGCUAGCAAUUUUCUCAAUAUUAGCAAAUUUAUUUUUGUUUCUUACUUAUCUAAUUUGCUUUUACUAUAUAUUUCGAAGUCCUCUGUCCUUUGAAGGAAAGACAGCUGCUGGUGACCCAUCAAGGUUUCCUGCAUUUUUGUCGACAGUAAUCUUCGCGAUGGAAGGAAUCGGCGUAGUGAUGCCUGUUGAAAACGCCAUGAAGAAGCCCCAGCACUUUCUUGGUUGUCCCAGUGUCCUUGUGGUAGCAAUGACAGCUAUCGUCUUUUUCUACAGCACUCUGGGCUUCUUUGGAUACUUGAGAUACGGCGACGUUUUAAGAGGAUCCAUCACCCUUAAUCUUCCUAUUGAAGACUGGCCGGCCAUCUGCGCGAAAAUAUUCAUAGCGAUGUCAAUUUUCUUUACCUAUCCGUUGCAGUUUUACGUAGUUUACGACAUAUUCAAAAAGUACACAGAUGUUUAUAUAAAGGAUGAUUAUAAAAAAAUCACUGAUAUUGCAUCAAGAACUUUGGGGGUCUGUUUUUGUGUUGGAAUCGGUAUCGCAUUACCAUUGCUGGAACAAAUUAUUAACAUUGUUGGAUCAUGUUUUUAUUCAAUCCUCGGUCUUAUUAUACCAGGAAUCGUAGAAACUGCAUUCCGUUGGGGAGAUUUAGGAACAUUGAAAUGGGUUAUGUGGAAAAAUAUUUUAAUUAUCCUCUUUGGUCUUACUGCCUUAGUGUCCGGAUGCACGGUUACCAUUAUGGACAUCAUACAGAUCCUAAGAAAAAAAAACGAAUAAGGCUUAGGCAGUAAAAUUUGCUUUAUAUUAUGUAAUAUAGUGUAUCAAAUAGAUUAUGUAUUUUAAUUUAUAAUAAAAUGUUGAAUUAA